CUGCUGCGGGUGCUGGGUAGAGUCCAGGAUGUCGACGACCGCACGCUGCUGUUUCCCUAUGACGAGGGUGCUCUGUUGAGAGAUAUCGUCAAGCAGACCGUGGCCGCCCUGUCCGUGCCGCUGGACGCCGAGGACGCGGACGUGACUCCUGCGGUGGAAGUGCUCAACGGCACCCGCACGAGCGGCCUGGCGGCGCAGGCGGCGACGGUAUUCGAGAGCUUCGGGUACCGAAUCGUGGCCGUGGACAACGCUGCCCACCCGACUAUGAGCGCACGCUGA
Molecule: messenger RNA, 279 nt
Organism: Geodia barretti
Lineage: Eukaryota; Metazoa; Porifera; Demospongiae; Tetractinellida; Geodiidae
Source: the annotation of a GenBank genome assembly